GUUCCUGACCCGAGUUAACUCGCUCCUUCCACCGGUUUACCUCUCUCCGUUCGUUCUUUGCGAAGCUUCGCCGCUUAGGAGGACCGAACACCGCAGAGUCUGUGUGCGUCUCAUCCCCCGAUUCUCACCGGAUUUAUCGGCGUCGUUCUCGUUUCGUGUAGGGUUUUUCGAGAUACACCAAUGAAGAGGACGAGUUAGAAGAAGAUGAAUAAAAGUUCCGCCUUUUUCCUCCGGUAGCCGCCGAUUUCUGCUCCCUGUCGCCGGCGGGGCUGAGCUUGGCGUACUGGUCUGGUGAAAGCGGUCGUUGGGAACGCCAAUCUUUCUGUAACAGUGUUAAAAGGAGGGCGGCUGCUGAAAGGGCAUCUCUUUUACCCUCUCUGUGUGUUGAACUCGAGAGCGAAACAGAGAGGUUUGGAUGAUGGAAUUGGAGAAUCCAUCCUCCAUGACAGCCUCCAACUCUGGUACCGGCGUUCCAGCAUCUCCUGCUUCGGCCAACUCCAGCCGCCACCGCUGCCGCUUGUGGUGGUCAAGAAGAAGAGGAACCUUGCCGGAAUUCAAGAUCCGGAGGCGGAGAUGGUGGCGCGGUCGCCGAAGGCGCUCCAAGAAGUACGCCGUGCAGUCCGACUGGAAAGCCCAAGCCAAGGUCUGCGGCACCCGCGAAUACAUCUGCGACUGCGGCGCCCUCUUCUCGCGGAGGAAAAGCUUCAUCCCCCAUAGAGCAUUCAGCGAUGCGCUGGCGGGCGAGAGAAUGACGACGAAUGAUCUGUCAAACACAAAUCCAAAGCCGCGCAGCGGCAGCAGAUGAGGAAGCAACAGCGGCGGCGGUCCUGCAGUCUUGUAGCAAAUGGGCUCUGGUGCACUUCAUCACCUGUGCAGGUGCAGUGUUCCCCCGCGACUCGGAAGGAGGAGGUGGCGGAGGAUGUGUUCUUCCUCCUCCUUGCUUUAUUAGUUCUACAUACAUUGUCAUCAUGUUAUUUAGCUGCCAUUGAAGCCGGAGCUCGGAGCUGUUCUUUCAUCGUCUUCUGUCUGCUGCCAACAUCGUAGCUUGCACAAACUCACGUGAUGAGGUUGCUCUCAAAUGAUGAUGAUGAUGAUGUAUAAAUCGUUGCAGUCUCACAAGUCAU
Musa acuminata AAA Group (dessert banana) is the source of this 1124-nucleotide messenger RNA. Its product is annotated as protein EARLY HEADING DATE 2-like. Gene Ontology annotation, molecular function: DNA-binding transcription factor activity. The transcript has 3 exons. Lineage: Eukaryota; Viridiplantae; Streptophyta; Magnoliopsida; Zingiberales; Musaceae. The record is from RefSeq and is a predicted model, not a curated record. Bases 416 to 805 code for a protein of 129 amino acids. Gene Ontology annotation, cellular component: nucleus.